Canis lupus familiaris (dog) is the source of this 1170-nucleotide messenger RNA. RefSeq names its product achaete-scute family bHLH transcription factor 4 (gene ASCL4). Gene Ontology annotation, biological process: developmental process; regulation of transcription by RNA polymerase II. The coding region runs from base 643 to 1170 and encodes 175 amino acids. The record is from RefSeq and is a predicted model, not a curated record. NCBI's taxonomy places the organism in Eukaryota, Metazoa, Chordata, Mammalia, Carnivora, Canidae. The transcript has a single exon. Gene Ontology annotation, molecular function: RNA polymerase II transcription regulatory region sequence-specific DNA binding; DNA-binding transcription factor activity, RNA polymerase II-specific; protein dimerization activity.
CCUUUGAUGAGGUCUUACACUCCACCUCCGCAGAAAUGGAAGAGCAAGUGUAAGUUUGCAAACAGUCUGAAAGCUUUUUCCAUUAGCCCUGGACGCCGGAAACCACAAAGGGCAGGCAAGUUUUGAUUUUCAAGGAGAAAGCCUCUGGUAAAACUUUCGCUCAGCCGGCCAGAUCUGUUGGUUCCUGGGAGGGGCUCUUUUGAAACCUUGAAGGUUCCUAGGCUCUUGAAGACUCGGAGCGGUGGAUUACAGUAAUUGAAGCGCUUGGGUGAUUUUGCAAGAUUACUCUGUUUGGUGUAUGUUCACAUUUCCAGGCUAGGGGACCGAGCAGAGGAAUCCCCUUUGUUAUCUGCUGAAGUAAGAAGAUCAGAGGGGAAGACGGGGUUUGAAGUGUGGAUUAGCGGGAUCCUAAGUGUUUGCCUAUCACCUCCGUCUGGAUCUUUAUAAACGAUGGAGGAGUGACAUGAAUUUAGGGAAUCAUGCGAAGUGUCCCUGAAGCCUGUCUCGGAACCAGAAACUUCUUUAAAGACAGACCAGCUGUGCCAGGCUGCCUGAACGGACCCGCAUCCACGCCUCGAAGGUUUUAAGUCUCCUCUUGCAAGACGUCAGUCUCUGGGCGAUCGGUUUGCUUCUCCGCGAGGGAUGGAGACGCGCAGAGCGUCCGGCCUGCUGCCCUGGCCGCGCCGCCUCGGCCCGGUGCCCCUGGACCUGCCGGGGACCCUGCCCCGCCUCCCUCCCGCGGACCCCCUCGGGGUGCCCCUGCGGCUGCACGCCGCGUGCUGGGCGCGGGCGCGGGCGCCGGGGGGCCGCGGGCCGGGCCUGGCGCUGCCGCUGCCGCUGCCGCUGGCCUGCGCCCUGGAGCCCGCCUUCCUCCGCAGGCGCAACGAGCGCGAGCGGCAGCGGGUGCGCGGCGUGAACGAGGGCUACGCGCGCCUGCGGGACCACCUGCCCCGCGAGCUGGCCCAGCGGCGGCUCAGCAAGGUGGAGACGCUGCGCGCCGCCAUCCGCUACAUCAGGCACCUCCAGGAGCUGCUGGAGCGCCAGGCCCGGGCGCAGGACGGCCCCGCCGCCGCCCGCACCCCGCGCCCGGCCGACUGCAACAGCGACGGCGAGUCCAAGGCCUCGUCGGCGCCUUCGCCCUGCAGCGAGCCCGAGGAGGCGGGCAGCUAG